Planococcus citri (citrus mealybug) is the source of this 1127-nucleotide messenger RNA. RefSeq names its product ubiquinol-cytochrome-c reductase complex assembly factor 1 (gene Uqcc1). The coding region runs from base 216 to 1040 and encodes 274 amino acids. NCBI's taxonomy places the organism in Eukaryota, Metazoa, Arthropoda, Insecta, Hemiptera, Pseudococcidae. The record is from RefSeq and is a predicted model, not a curated record. The transcript is spliced from 7 exons. Gene Ontology annotation, cellular component: mitochondrion. Gene Ontology annotation, biological process: mitochondrial respiratory chain complex III assembly.
AGUAAUUCUUCAUAAUCUUGCCCCUGCCGGCCCUACCGAAUUUUCUGUACAUUUAUUUUUGUAGGUUAUUUUGUAUUUUUAUUCAAAUUUAUUUCUGUCUAUACUUUUUCAAAAAAUGAAUAAUGUAAAGUUUUAGGAAGUUUAUUGAAUCGUAAUAUUUUCAGUCCAGUUUUAGUCUCUUCGUUGUUGUUUUCUACCUGUUAUCAGUAUCAAUCAUGUUACCUCUUAGUUUUAUGCGCUCCUCUUCAAUGAUCAGAGUGGGUAAAUCAACCGCUCAUAUUACACCAAUAACCUCAUACAUUCAGAUGAUCCAAACAGAUAAGGUACUAGAUUAUAACAUGCGAUGUGGAAGACCUGUUUCCACUUGUGGAAAUCUGUAUUCCAAAGCGUUAGUUGCACCUGAGGAGAAACGUCCCUCCCUGGUGAAAAAGAUUCGUUCCAUCGGUAAAGAAAAUAUCAUCGUGAAGUAUAUUAAGGGAAUUCAAAGCGUAUCUCACUUUAAAGUUUCAAAAGCGGAACUUAGCACAGCUGCUUAUUUUACGUACGAGGAUCUCAUUGAGAUGAUACCAGUGGAUCAAUUUUUUAUCGAGUUCCAAAUGCCGGAUACCUUCGCUUCUUGGUUUACCGUUGUAGAAUUACAUUUAUGGCUGAUUUCUGCUCGUAUUAUGAAAGAAGAAACUAUAGGUUAUCACGCAAGAGACAUGUUAACAGAAGCGUUUUUCGCUGAUGUAGUAUAUCGAUCAUCAUUGCUCGGACCCAGAGCAUCUGUAUACAGGCAACGACAAGUGGCGACGCUGGCUUUACAAUUUACAGCCGCAUAUUAUGGAUACGAUGAAGGUGUACAAAGUAGUGAUAAAGUAUUAGCUGCUAUAGUGUGGCGUAGAUUUUUCGGAUUCGAAUGUAAUGAUGCUAGACAAAUUGAAAGGAUAGUGAAGUACAUUCGUGUGCAACUGGAUCACCUGUGUUAUUUAACGUUUGAUGAUAUAAUGUUUAAACGAACAAAUCUAGUAAUACCACUUGAUGAAGUGCAGUUAGAUUGAAAGAAUAUUUGAGCUCCUCUGUACAGAUUUAAAUGUUGGUUUUAAUGCAAUAAGUAAAUAAUUGUAAAAAUAUUUGUUAUAAUGUUC